Molecule: messenger RNA, 1587 nt
Organism: Epinephelus lanceolatus (giant grouper)
Lineage: Eukaryota; Metazoa; Chordata; Actinopteri; Perciformes; Serranidae
Product: cytosolic sulfotransferase 3-like
Molecular function (GO): sulfotransferase activity
Source: RefSeq, a predicted model, not a curated record
CAUCUUAAGUCUACAAGUCUAUUUUCCAAGCCCUACACUGGGCUUUACUCUCAAGUGGAGUUCAUGUCUUGUGAAACAUGUAAUGCUGAGCAAAUGAGAAUAUGAACCUGUAGACUGAAGUCAUCUAAAAUGCUUGUAGAAGCUGUGUAUUUUCAGUUGCUUUUUAACACAUUUGAGUAUUACACUUUUUUCUUCAAUAACAUCUGUGUGUUUUUUCUUGAAUGCAACCUUUUACGAAACCUUCGAUGAUGCUAUUGUCCUUAAGGUUUGUUAACUACGUGCUGUCUCUCUCCUUUUUUGAAGACGACUUGUAUAAGUUGCUUUUUAAACACAAUCUGACUUCAAUGUCUGCAACUGACAGUGAACAGUGUUUGAAAACUUUUUCACAUAAUCAAAUUGCUGCAGUUUGAUUGCUCUCACACAAUGAUCAUAUGCUUUGUAUGUGUCUUUUCUUGGAGUUACCCCCUCGACCAGAACUGUUUGACUUCCAUGGAGUCUCAAUGACUCACUAUUUCACAGACAACUGGGAGAACAUUCAAAACUUCCAGGCCAGGCCAGAUGAUAUACUCAUUGCGACAUACCCUAAAGCAGGAACCACAUGGGUCUCCUACAUCCUCGACCUGCUGUAUUUUGGUCAGACAGAGCGUCAAAGAACCGUUCCAAUCUUUGAGAGAGUGCCUUUCCUGGAGGUUAUUUUUCCACCUUUGGGUGCAGGAACAGAUCUGGCAGACAACCUCCCCACCUCUCCUCGACUCAUUAAAACUCACUUGCCAGUCCAGUUUGUGCCAAGGUCCUUCUGGCAGCAAAACUGCAGGGUUGUCUAUGUGGCCCGCAAUGCCAAAGACAACAUGGUGUCUUAUUUUCACUUUGAUCGCAUGAACAGGGGUCAACCAGAGCCUGGAGACUGGAGCAACUACAUCCACAGAUUCAUGGAGGGAAAGCUGGCAUGGGGAUCCUGGUACGACCAUGUUAACAACUGGUGGAAGAAAAAACAGAGUUAUCCAAAAAUGCAUUUCAUGUUCUACGAAGAUCUGAUUGAGGACACUGGACGGGAAGUAGACAAACUAUGCAGCUUUCUUGGUUUGUCUCGUUCAGACGAGGAGAAGAAAAGAGUCACAGGUGGAUCACAGUUUGAUAAUAUGAAAAAGGACGACAUGGCCAACUAUUCUUCAAACCCAGUUAUGGAUUUCAAAAUCUCUCACUUCAUGAGGAAAGGUAAAGUUGGGGACUGGAAGAACCACUUCACUGUUUCCCAGAAUGAAGAGUUUGAUGAAGACUACAAGAAAAAGAUGACGGACCCCACACUUCGCUUCUGCACUGAAAUUUGAACACAACUAGACAGGCUGUGUGUAUGCGGAGAAUCGUCCAUAACUGACAGGAAAUGUGGCAUUUCUUUGAGAAAAUGAGGUUACAGUUACCUCUAAUGCAGUGGUUCUCCAUAUUUUUCUGUCAUGCCCCAGUUCAUGACCCUCCGACCCACAAUUUUUUAAUCACUUGUUAACAAUAAUAUGGGAAGCAAUUGAUAAAAAAAGGAUGCAUGUUAAAUUUUAUUGAAAUAAAAUAAAUAAAGGUGUGGAGCAUUUCUUA